UUAUUAAUGCUUUCUUUGUGGCUGCUGCUAGAGCUAGCCCGCAGCCGUGCGACUCUGACGGCUCCACAUCAGGCCGUCUGACUCAUAAUAAUGGGGAAGAAGAAUCGUUUUACGAGUGGAGCAGUGGGUCGGAGGACAAUAUUACAGCUUUCACCACCCGGUUCCCGCGGUUUGAACAGCGGAGAAACGCACUCGGGGUCUGAAGAUGAACAAGACGGGGAUGCGCCAAAGUUCUUACGAGACAGACACUCCAAAACAAAGGCCCCCGCGGUUAGGGCCACAGAGGGUUUGUCUUUGCUUGGCGCUUAUGAGGAUAGUGAUGAUGAAGAUGCCGGAGAACGGGCCCCUGUCACGUCUCAACACAACCAGUCUGCAGACAUCGAUAGUACUUUGGCCGAUUUUAUGGCUGAAAUUGACGCAAUAACUACCCAGCCAACCGCAGAUGGUGGAGCAUCUGAUAUAACUGCAUCUAUACCAGCAGAGAAUAAUACUCAUAAAUCUGAUGGUACCGAAACACAACCAAAUGCAGAUGCUGCUUUUGAAUACAAUACUCAGGACUCAUUAGCUGGAGUGGGAGUUGAAAUGGGAGACUGGCAAGAGGUAUGGGACGACAACUCUGGCUGUUACUACUAUUGGAAUACAGUGACUAAUGAAGUGUCUUGGGAGUUGCCUCAUUACUUGGCUGAUCAAGUUCAAAGUCUUGGAAAACAUCCAACCAGCUCUGAUGUUAAUGGUAACGCCGUGGUUCAUGAUGAUCACCAUACGGAGGAAGCAGCUACCAAAGACGCUGCCUUGAUGGAGACUAAAGCUCAAAAAGAAGUUAUUGAAAGUGUCGUGGCCCUUGCCAACGAAGAGGAAGAGCGUUGUGGAGUUGCUGCUACUCUUUUGGGGCCUUUAAUUUCAUCUGAAGUAAAAGAGGCGGAGGAAAAAUGGAGAAAGAGACUGCUUAAAGGUUUAGAUGAGACUGAACAUUCUUUAGAUUCUGAUGGAGAAGGUGGAGGGUCCAUAGAAUCCCCUUCUGUGGCGUUGUUGGACCAGGACUCUGCUCUCAGUGAGAAAGAUGUGUCUGUCAAGAAGCAGUCAACAGAUAACUCAGACGCUGAAGGGCCUGAGGAAGAUACAGUGGAGCUGGAGUUGGCUCUAGAGCGAAAAAAAGCUGAGUUGAGAGCCCUUGAAGAUGGUGACGGAAGUGCUGGGGGUUCUAGCCCUUGUUCUGAGGCUAGUCAAGAUGCCACAAAUUCCGGGAGCACUCUGUUCAAGAAGAAACGCUGGAAAACUGUCUUUCCUGCUGCUCCCAGCCCAGACUCCAAUAGCAGAAGUUCUAACGUACCGGAAAGCACAGAGACAGCUCUCCCAAAAGUCAUUGAUGGAGUUGUGCAGGGAGAAGAGAAAGAAAUGGAGACUAACGAUCCUGAGGACGAUGAUGCAGAAAAUCCUUCAGCUAAAGAAGAAGUGGAAACGCCAGAGCUUAAGUUUCAGAUAGGAGAACUUGCCAACACCUUAACCAGCAAGAUGGAGUUUCUAGGGAUAAAUAAGAAAACUAUCUCAAAUUUUCAACUUCUUCUUCUGCAAACAGAGACAAGGAUUGCUGACUGGAGGGAGGGUGCUCUGAAUGGGAUGUAUCUACGCCGCAGGCUGCAGGAAGCUGCUGAACACAUAAAAUAUUACGAACUUAACGCCACACCUAAAGGCUGGUCCUGCCACUGGGACAGAGAACACAGGCGGUAUUUUUAUCUGAACGAGCGGACAGGUGCAUCACAGUGGGACUUUCCUACAGAGGAGGACAAGGGAGAGGAUGCCAAAGGAGGAUCAUCUGCUGCUAAACCCAGCACAUUGUGGACCUCAUCCCAACCUCCUCUUCCAACUACCCCACCACCCCCCCUCUUCAGCAGUUCACCCCCCCCACCAUUGCCCCCCGAUUCUCCACCAACGCCUCCACCUUUGCCUGACAGUGAUUCUGAGAUCAUGGAGGUGGAAAUGGAGAUGGAUGACGAUGAUGGGGAACCUCCGGCCCCUGGCACAGAGGAGGACAAUGGGCCUCCUCUGCCACCGGGCAUUACCAACACAAGGAUUGUAGAGUCAAGUGCCUUUGGGAGGACUCUCAAACGCAAAGCUGGUCAGUCAAGUAAAACUGUUACAAUUGGAAGCAAUCCCAUCCGUUACUCUCAACCUAUUGCCAGUGCAGCUUCGAUAAUCCCCGUGGCUGCUUAUUGGGGUGUGCCAGCUGUUCCUCUUGUGCCUUCUGAGCCCCCUAUGCCACCACAGCCUCCACUGCCUCCACUGCCUCCACCCCAACCACCCUCAGAACCUCCUCCACCCAAACCCACAGAGAAAAUUAAAAAGACCAAAAAUAAGUCUAAGAAAGUUAAAACCAAAAUGCCAUCUUUGGUGAAAAAGUGGCAGAGUAUCCAGAAAGAACUGGAUGAGGAAGAAAAAAGCAGUUCGAGUGAUGACGAUCGAGAUCUGCUGAACAAGAAAAGUAUAGAGGAAUGGAAGUAUCAGCAGCUCAUGACGGGAAAAGCUUCGAAAAAUGCCAACUUUGAAGCAAUUCCAGACAACUGGCGGGAAAGAAUAAAAAAACGAAAAAUGAUGAACAGCACAUAACGGUUAAUCCAACUGUGUCUGCCUUAUUAAACUAACAUCUAUUUAAACUAUAAAACACGAUUGAGGUCAGUUACCACUAUGACAUUUUGUGGUUGAAUGUUUGAGAAGUUAAGAUUGUUGUGCCAUAUGGUCUCCUUCAUCCUUGUUGGCUCAUUACAUCAAGUUAUGACCACAAAACACAAGACAUUUGUGUAUUUUAAGGGACAAUUUUUCAGCUCAACUGUAUAUAUGUGUAUUAUGUUGUGAUUAUAAAUGAUGAUAUGGAAUGGGAGGGGAACAUUACAUGUACAUUUUGUAUUUAAAAUGUUAUUAAAUGUGUUUUUCCACAUUUUGCUUUUUU
This is a messenger RNA of Periophthalmus magnuspinnatus, 2944 nucleotides long. It is a transcript of the gene fnbp4, whose product is annotated as formin binding protein 4. The record is from RefSeq and is a predicted model, not a curated record. The coding region runs from base 91 to 2604 and encodes 837 amino acids. Gene Ontology annotation, molecular function: protein binding. The transcript is spliced from 17 exons. NCBI's taxonomy places the organism in Eukaryota, Metazoa, Chordata, Actinopteri, Gobiiformes, Gobiidae.